This is a messenger RNA of Phytophthora sojae, 711 nucleotides long. RefSeq lists its product as hypothetical. Gene Ontology annotation, molecular function: calcium ion binding. NCBI's taxonomy places the organism in Eukaryota, Oomycota, Peronosporomycetes, Peronosporales, Peronosporaceae. The record is from RefSeq and is a predicted model, not a curated record. The annotation marks the transcript as partial. The transcript is spliced from 7 exons.
AGGAUCACGAGCGCGCUGAGGGAGCGCUGGGAGGCUCGUGCGCAACAGGACAAGGACAAGUACGGACGUGUCCGCUCAACAUUCCGAGUGUACGAUAGGGAGAACAAGGGCUACAUUGAGUUUGCGGACCUUUCGAGGGUCUUCGAGCAGCUGGGCGCGAAUUUCUCGUCGGAGGAAAUUAGUAUGGUGUUCCAGGAGUCCGACAUGAUGAAGGAUGGCAAACUCAAUUUUAAGGAAUUCCUGGUGUGCCUCGCGAUCGGAUUCGUGCUGCAUAAAAUUCCCUCUCUCGAAGGAGAGCGACUGAGCAUCUUCUACGCUCCAAUUAACAGUACUCCAGCUUCAGCACCCACACAGUUCAUCUUAUUUGGAGAGGGAAACAAGCUUAGACUCGCAUUCCAGCUUGCGGUGGACGCCUUCCUAUGGUUCGAUGUUGACGGUGAUGGUGUUAUUAAUCGGUCGGAGAUGUCCACAAAACUCCAACACUCCAUGGCUCUUCACUCCCCAACAAAAAAGAUGACAGCGGAUGAUAUGAACAAAGACACGAGCGACGACUCGAGCAACCAAGCGAUUUGGGAACAACGGUUCAUGGAAAUGGACUGGAACGGCGAUGGGACGAUCCAAUUCAAAGAAUUCCUCAUGGCGUUCGAGUCCUGGGUUGGUCUGGAAGACGAUGACAGCAUGAGCACCAGCAGUUUCCGUUAUGCAGGAUAG